AUAGGUUGACGGUAGUCUGGUUCACAGCAUUAUUCCCGUACGUUGUAUUGGGUGUGCUAUUCAUACGAGGUAUAACAUUGCCAGGAUCAGAGAUGGGCAUCGAGUACUAUUUAAAACCGAAUAUCAAAAUGCUGAAGAAAGUGACGAAAACCUUACCAGAGAAGAAUUUUAGUGAUGCGCUAAUCACAAGUGCAAUCAAUUGCGGAACGAGCUUUCUAUCUGGAUUCGUCAUCUUUUCGGUUCUGGGCUAUAUGUCUUGCAAGAGUGGAAAACCAAUUGAUGCAGUAGCCCAAGAAGGCCCAGGUCUUGUCUUUGUUGUGUAUCCAGAAGCUCUGGCAACAAUGCCUUGGGCUCCGGGAUGGUCUGUGCUAUUCUUUCUCAUGCUUAUGACGUUAGGACUCGACAGUUCAUUCGGUGGAUCGGAAGCUAUUAUAACUGCACUCUCGGAUGAGUUUCCCAUUAUCAAACGCAAUCGUGAGAUAUUUAUUGCAUGCCUUUUCUCAUUUUACAUGAUUGUUGGAUUGGCUAUCUGUUCGCAGGGUGGAAUACUUAUUAUGGAAUGGUUAAUUGUGUAUGGCACGACAUGGGGUCUGUUAAUCGCUGUUUUCUGCGAAGUUAUGGUCGUAGCCUACAUUUACGGAAUUCACCAAUUUGUACGCGAUUUGAAGGAAAUGCUUGGAUUCGAACCAGGAUUUUAUUGGAGGAUAUGCUGGAUGCUUCUUGCACCGAUAUUUUUGCUAGUAUGAAU
Messenger RNA from Strongylus vulgaris, 748 nucleotides. Lineage: Eukaryota; Metazoa; Nematoda; Chromadorea; Rhabditida; Strongylidae. The record is from the annotation of a GenBank genome assembly.